AUGCAAGAGGGUUCAGUAUUAUCCUUAUCUCCCAGCUUCAAUCUUUAUCCCCCUCCAAGCGGAUUUGCAGAAAUCGCCAAAGUUAACGAAGAUUUUGGUUCAAAGAUGAAAUUCGACGCUUUUGGUACCGAGUUUGAGGAGCCGAAAAAUGAAGGUAGCUCCAGAUCCGAAGCUUUGGAUGAGGAAUCCAGAGAUGAACCGGCGGAAGAAGGUGAGAAUAUUGAAGAGGAAGAGGAUGACGACGAAGAGUUCUCUUUCGCUUGCACGAAUCCCGACGGGUCUCCGAUUUCCGCGGAUGAUGUAUUCGUCGACGGCCAGAUCCGUCCGGCAUACCCGCUCUUCAACCAAGAUCUCCUAUUCGCCUACGCUUACGACGGGGAUUCGAAGCCCAAGGACGCCUCGUCCUCGCCUCUCCGACCGCCGUUGAGGAAGUUGUUCGUUGAAGAGCGCGAUCUUCCGUCGUCAUCGUCGUCUGAAUAUGACGAAUUGGAGGGAGCUGCCGAGGGUACGUACUGCGUGUGGUCCGGUAACUCCGCGGAGGCCUCGCCGCGGGAGCUCUCCAAGAAGAGCAACUCCACAGGGUUCUGUAAGCUCUGGAGGUUCCGAGACUUGCUUAUGCGAAGCAACAGCGACGGGCACGACGCGUUCGUGUUUCUUAGUCAACCGUCCGGAAACGCAAAGCCGAGAAACGAAACAUCGACGGCGAAGAAAAACGAAAACGUCGAUAAGAACGAGAAGGCCGGUAGGGUAGGCGUCGAGAAGGCGAAACCAAACGAGAAGGCGAAGACGAAGGGGGUGAGGGGAUCAGGUGAAAAAGCGUCGUCGGCGCACGAGAGGCACUACGUGAAGAAUAGGGCCAAGAAAGAGGGGGAUAAGCGAAAAUCGUAUUUGCCGUACAAGCAGGUUGGGUUUUUCACUAAUGUGAACGGGUUUAGCCGGAACGUCCAUCCCUUCUAA
Messenger RNA from Juglans regia (Persian walnut), 957 nucleotides. RefSeq lists its product as uncharacterized. The record is from RefSeq and is a predicted model, not a curated record. The transcript has a single exon. The coding region runs from base 1 to 957 and encodes 318 amino acids. Lineage: Eukaryota; Viridiplantae; Streptophyta; Magnoliopsida; Fagales; Juglandaceae.